AAUCAACAGAGCUGAAGUGUGUUGGUGUUCAGACGUAGGCAGACCGCAGACUCGGGUCAGAUUAAGAAACAUUUAGCCCAUAUUUUAGCUAUAAUAUCGUUCGUGUCGAGUGUGUUGCUUCGGCUGGAGGAAACAGAGCGAAUAAAAAUGAAGUACAUUAUAGGAAUCGGCGGUGUGACCAAUGGUGGUAAAACCACACUAACCAACAGGUUAGUCAAAGCCUUGCCUAACUGUUGCGUGGUACAUCAAGAUGAUUUCUUCAAGCCGCCGGAUCAGAUAGCAGUCGGAGAGGACGGCUUUAAACAGUGGGAUGUGAUAACUUCACUGGAUAUGGAGGCCAUGGUGAACACUGUUAAAGGUUGGAUAGAGAACCCAGUCAAAUUUGCACGAUCCCACGGCAUUCAGGUGACCCCAGCCACAGAAAUCGGGUCCCCUGAGGAUCGGGACCACAUUCUUAUCGUGGAGGGAUUUCUCUUAUACAACUACAAGCCUCUGGUGGACGUGUUCGACAAGUGCUAUUAUAUAACGAUCUCCUACGAAGAGUGCAAGAGGAGAAGAAGUACGAGGCGGUACUCUGUCCCCGAUCCUCCCGGCCUGUUCGACGGUCACGUCUGGCCCAUGUACUUGAAACACAGGGCCGAGAUGUUGGAAAGCCGUUUACCAACCGAAACCCUGGAUGGCUUGAAAUCCAAAGACGAGAUCUACAAUCAGGUGUACGAAGACAUCCACAAUACACUGCUGAAUCGUUUAUAGCAGGAGCAUCCUGACCUGCCGUAACCUUGUAUGUAGAUGUAAAUAGCAUCCACUCAGGAGUCCCUUCUUUUAUUUUCUUUAUUUUUUUGUUUUAAAAAAAAGCUUCUUAAACCAAAUGUAAUUGAUUUGUAAAUAGGAUGAUUGUUAACUUAUAACAUUGGAGAAACAAUUUCAUGUUUUGUUGUUUUUUUUAUGAUAAAUUCAAUUGUUAUUUUCUACUUUUGUAAAAGCCGUUUUGUGAAUCAUUUAGUCGGGUUAUUUCACAUAAGCCUGAUCAAAUAAAUUCCAGAUUGUUACUAUCCACUAAA
Molecule: messenger RNA, 1061 nt
Organism: Trichomycterus rosablanca
Lineage: Eukaryota; Metazoa; Chordata; Actinopteri; Siluriformes; Trichomycteridae
Gene: mibp
Product: muscle-specific beta 1 integrin binding protein
Exons: 8
Coding region: 148-753 (201 amino acids)
Cellular component (GO): cytoplasm
Molecular function (GO): ribosylnicotinamide kinase activity
Source: RefSeq, a predicted model, not a curated record